AUGUUUCCCAAUAUUCUAGUGAAAGCUGUCGCUGGCUCUAUGGCCAUUAAUGUUGCUUCUGCACACAUGGAGCUGAAUUGGCCGUACCCUCUGCGCAGCAAAUUUGACCCCAACACUCCCCAAGACUUGAUCGACUAUUCCAUGACAUCCCCGCUGAGCAUGGACGGCUCCAACUUCCCUUGCAAAGGUUACAACACCAACACUCCCUGGCGUUCCACAGUUGAAUGGUCUGCUGGCCAGCAAUACAACAUCAGUCUCGCUGGCUCCGCCACUCACGGUGGUGGAUCAUGCCAGCUGUCGCUGAGUUACGACAAUGGGACCUCUUUCCACGUAAUCAAGUCAGUGGAAGGCGGCUGCCCACUGCAGUCCACCUACGAUUUCACCAUGCCCGAGGAUGUAGCCAACGGUGACGCGCUGUUUGCCUGGACCUGGUUUAACCUCCAGGGUAACCGCGAAAUGUACAUGAACUGCGUCGACAUCACCCUCUCCGGCGGCUCGGGCUCAGCUGACGCAUUCGAGUCUGCUUACCCGGCUAUUUUUGUUGCGAAUGUUGGCAAUGGUUGCACGACCGUGGAGCAACAAGAGACUGUUUUUGCGAAUCCUGGUGAGCAGGUCGUGUAUGGUGGAACUGUGACGAGUUCUAGCCCUGUCGCCCCAGUUUGCUAG
Molecule: messenger RNA, 666 nt
Organism: Talaromyces rugulosus
Lineage: Eukaryota; Fungi; Ascomycota; Eurotiomycetes; Eurotiales; Trichocomaceae
Exons: 2
Coding region: 1-666 (221 amino acids)
Source: RefSeq, a predicted model, not a curated record